UCCGGGGUCGCCUCGGCGGGGCGGGUGGGCUCCACGCGCUGGGGGUCCCCACGCCCGGAACCCCGGCCCCAGCCGCGGGAUGCCCGCGCGCGGGGCGGGCCAGCUUUCCCGAAGAAUGGGGCAAAAAAAGCAGCGACUGUUGGAGGCACGACGGCAUCAGAGCCUAACAGACGGAGCCCAGAUGCCUUCCACCAUGGAGCCCUGCUUGGGGCCACCUGCACCCCUGGGACCCCAGCGCAGCAUCUAUUUUUCAAGCCCCAAAAGCCACUCUGCACAACUGGGAUCUGAGUUUUUCGACCAGCCUGCAGUCCCUCUGGCUCGGGCAUUUCUGGGACAGGUCUUGGUUCGGCGACUUGAUGAUGGCACAGAGCUCCGCGGCCGCAUUGUGGAGACGGAGGCAUACUUGGGGCCCGAGGAUGCAGCUGCUCAUUCGAGGGGUGGCCGGCAGACCCCCCGCAACCGUGGCAUGUUCAUGAAGCCAGGAACCCUGUACGUGUACAUCAUCUAUGGCAUGUACUUCUGCAUGAACGUCUCCAGCCGAGGGGAUGGGGCAUGUGUCCUGCUGCGAGCGCUGGAGCCCCUGGGGGGCCUGGAGACCAUGCGGCAGCUUCGCAGCACCCUCCGCAAGGGCGCCGCGGGCCGAGCCCUCAGAGACCGUGAGCUGUGCAGCGGCCCCUCCAAGCUGUGCCAGGCCAUGGCCAUCGACAAGAGCUUCGACCAGCGGGACCUGGCCAAGGACGAGGCUGUGUGGCUGGAGCGCAGCCCCCCGGGCUCCAGGGAGCCGGCUGUGGUGGCAGCAGCCCGAGUGGGCAUUGGCCAAGCAGGAGAGUGGGCCCAGAAGCCCCUGCGCUUCUACGUCCAGGGCAGCCCCUGGGUCAGUGUGGUAGACCGAGCGGCCGAACAGAACUCACAGGCCUGCUCGGACAAGGCUUUUUAAUUGUUCAAAGACCAAAUAAAUGCUUUAUGUCUGGAAAA
This is a messenger RNA of Lynx canadensis (Canada lynx), 975 nucleotides long. RefSeq names its product N-methylpurine DNA glycosylase (gene MPG). The coding region runs from base 80 to 937 and encodes 285 amino acids. The transcript is spliced from 4 exons. NCBI's taxonomy places the organism in Eukaryota, Metazoa, Chordata, Mammalia, Carnivora, Felidae. Gene Ontology annotation, molecular function: alkylbase DNA N-glycosylase activity; DNA binding. The record is from RefSeq and is a predicted model, not a curated record. Gene Ontology annotation, biological process: base-excision repair.